AUGGGUUCUGUAAAACAGAGUAAAAAAACUAGAAGUGGACGGACGUCUACCUCAGAAAGCGAAUCAGGACAGGAAGAUGGAAUUGUACGAAGUGAAGACAUAAUUCACUAUCUCUCGAGAAGUGUGCACACUGAAACUCUGGCUGCGUUACCGCCCGCCGUCCGUCGACGUAUCAAGGCGUUACGCUUGCUCCAAAAGGAAUUUAUGGAUAUUGAAGCUAAGUUCUACUCUGAAGUUCACGAGCUUGAGUGCAAGUAUGCCAAGAUGUACCAGCCUUUAUUUGAUAAGAGGGCGCAAGUUGUGGUGGGAACUCAUGAACCCACCGAUGAAGAGUGCAACACCCCCUGGCAUGAUGAUACAAAAGAAGAGGAACUGGCCAAAGCUGUACAGAACGCAGCCAUUGAGGACAAGGAUAAGAGUGAAGAGAACAAAAAUGCUGAGCCUCCGAUGGACCCCAAUGUCAAAGGCAUUCCUGAUUUCUGGUUGACAAUAUUCAAAAAUGUCUCAAAGUUGAGUGAAAUGGUGCAAGAUCAAGAUGAACCAAUUCUCAAGUCAUUGCAUGAUAUAAAGGUGCAAAUGAAUGAUGACCCCCUUGGCUUUACAUUAGAGUUCCACUUUGCCCCCAAUGACUUCUUUGAGAAUGCAGUGUUGACUAAACAAUAUUCCAUGAAGUUCAAACCUGACGAUGAGAGCCCAUUGGAGUUUGAAGGCCCUGAAAUUUACGCUUGCAAGGGCUGUGAUAUUGUAUGGAAAAAAGGCAAGAACGUAACAGUGAAGACCAUAAAGAAGAAACAGAAGCACAAAUCCCGUGGCUCAGUCAGAACGGUCACCAAGUUGGUCCAGGCUGACUCAUUCUUUAACUUCUUCAGUCCACCAUCUGUGCCCGAGGACCUUAACUCCACUAUUGCUUCUGACACACAGAUGCUACUAGCGCUCGACUUCGAGGUGGGCCAUUACAUCCGCGAGCGAGUUGUUUCACGCGCCGUACUCCUCUAUACCGGAGAAGGACUCGACGAAGAUGACGAGGACUACGAGGAAGAGGAGGAAGAAGAAGACGAUGACGAGAGUUCGUCCGAGGAAAGUGACGAAGAACAUCCAACUCAACGCCGUCGCAAUAAGAAGAAUAAGCCUAUUGCAGCUGAAAAUCCCGCCGAGUGUAAACAGCAGUAG
Molecule: messenger RNA, 1170 nt
Organism: Pieris macdunnoughi
Lineage: Eukaryota; Metazoa; Arthropoda; Insecta; Lepidoptera; Pieridae
Source: the annotation of a GenBank genome assembly